CCCGGGCGGUCGGGGGGAGGGGGCGCGAGUCUCGCGAGACUGCGGCGGCGGGAGGUCAAGUCGGCAUGCGCAUUUAGAUCCUCCGAAGUGUUCGCGUAACCCAGCAGUCAGCGAUGGGUCUGUCUGCGUCGACUCCUGCCGUCGCCGUCCCGACCCCGGACGGAUCGGCUCCUCGGCCGGCGUCCCCGCCCUCGGGGUGUCCCGUGCACGAAGGGAAAGCGCGAGGUUGCCCAGUCACUGGGCGGUCGCCUGCGAAACCCACCGGAAGCCAAGCCAACUCGGUUCCUGCACAUCAAGACCGAGCGUACGAAUACGUGGAGUGUCCCGUAAAGUCUUCUGCGUCUCAGACUCGAGAUGAUCUAGAUCCCACAAACAUGAUGCCUCCGCCUAAUCAGACCCCAUCCCCGGGUCAGCCGUUUGCCCUGUCGACUGUCCGAGAGGAAUCGUCGAUUCCCAGAGCGGAUUCGGAGAAGAAAUGGGUGUAUCCCUCGGAGCAGAUGUUUUGGAAUGCAAUGUUGAGGAAAGGGUGGAGGUGGAAAGACGAUGAAAUAAAUCAGAAAGAUAUGUAUAAUAUUAUCAAGAUUCAUAAUCAGAAUAAUGAACAGGCCUGGAAAGAGAUUUUAAAGUGGGAAGCCCUUCAUGCCACGGAAUGCCCGUGCGGGCCGACCUUGGUCCGAUUCGGAGGUAAAGCCAAAGACUAUUCGCCGAGAGCGAAGAUACGCUCUUGGAUGGGGUACGAGCUGCCCUUCGACCGACACGACUGGAUUGUUGAUCGCUGCGGAACGGAGGUCCGGUACGUCAUCGAUUAUUACGAUGGCGGAGAAGUCGGCAGGGACUACCAAUUUACCAUUUUGGACGUGCGUCCGGCUUUCGAUUCUCUUACCGCUGUUUGGGACAGGAUGAAGGUAGCUUGGUGGCGCUGGACUUCAUAACCGCCGUUCAGCUUCGACCGACGAGGCUCUGGACUGUAUUCCUUUCCCUAAAAGGACACUCAGCGAUAUUCCUCCGACCGACGCCGAGUUCGCGAAGGAAGGUGAAAAAUGCCGGGAAUUAAAUUUAACGCUACGCGCCGAUAGUAGUCUGCUCUCUGCAGCAGCCCGCCUUGCGGUUAAAAGAAAAGAGAGCGUCGGUUUCAGAUUUGCCAACUUCGGCGAAAUGAUCGGCUCCCUUAUAUUAAAAAGAAAAAAGCGCGUGAA
Molecule: messenger RNA, 1196 nt
Organism: Ornithorhynchus anatinus (platypus)
Lineage: Eukaryota; Metazoa; Chordata; Mammalia; Monotremata; Ornithorhynchidae
Product: holocytochrome c-type synthase
Exons: 7
Coding region: 114-932 (272 amino acids)
Biological process (GO): cytochrome c-heme linkage
Cellular component (GO): mitochondrion
Molecular function (GO): holocytochrome-c synthase activity
Source: RefSeq, a predicted model, not a curated record